AUGGUCGAAGCCGGCUCCCUUCCCGCCGGCGCUUCAGAAGUCGACCACGCUCGUCCAGUCGGAACAAGGAUGCCACUUCUAUGUGUUAUUACCACAGCUGAUUUGGGUCUGCAGCACAUCACUGUACUAAACCGUGCACCUAUACUGCGUCGCCUUUUCUAUGUGACGGAUACACGUAAUAAUUUACGUUUUUUGGUUGACACCGGCGCUGCCAUUAGUGUCUUACCCGUGCGUGAUAAAGCACGUCAACAACCUUUCCAGCUCCGCCUACAAGCAGCAAAUGGUUCCAGUAUUAAUACUUACGGUACGAAGUCCCUUACCCUAAACAUAGGAAUGCGACGAGACUUUACCUGGAAUUUUACUGUUGCUGACGUCCAGAUGCCGAUAUUGGGUGCCGAUUUCCUGGCGCACUAUGAUCUAGCCGUUCGAAUGAACAAUCAUUCCCUAACAGACAACUUAACAAGACUGUGUGUUCUUGGCACUUACUCUAAACUUACCACCACUGGCAUCACCGUGGCAACGUGUCACAAUAAAGAGUACUUAGACUUAUUGAAUCAGUACCAGGACCUCCUGCGUCCUGCUGGAUCUAUUGAUUCAACUAAACAUCAAACACAGCACUUUAUUAAGACCACUGGUCAACCUGUUUUUUCCCGUCCUCGUCGUCUAGCACCUAACAAAUUAAAAUUCGCAAAGAAAGCUUUCGACGACAUGCUACGAGAGGGUGUUAUUCGUCCGUCCGACAGUCCCUACGCUUCCCCUCUUCCUUUGGACUUACGCCUUAAAAUGGCAAACUUAUGCUAUACACCACCGCGGCACUGCCCGAGUGAUAUCUAUUUACCGCACCAGCUCAAGGACUGCGAGUUUGUAUUUGUACGUAACGACUCUGUUAAGCGGCCUCUUACGCCGGCCUACACAGGCCCAUACCGCGUUCUUAAACGCGCGGACAAAUAUUUCCAAAUACAAAAAGGUAUUCACACCGACAACGUUUCAAUAGAUCGGUUGAAACCUGCCUUUAUAGAGAAACCGUCGUCUCAUACUACUUCCCAAUCAACUCCGCAAGUUCAGGAGAAUUUCAAGACACCUGUUUCUCUCGACACGACUAAAUAUCCGUUUCGCUACCAUCAAAACAUUGGAUCUUUUCUUUCUUCCUUUUUUUUCUUUCUUUCUUUCUUUCUUUCUUUCUUUCUUUCUUUCUUUCUUUCUUUCUUUCUUUCUUUCGUUCUUUCUUUCUUUCGUUCUUUCUUUCUUUCUUUCUUUCUUUCUCUUCUUCUUGUUGAUCAAUCUAUCUCUUCUUCUAUCUCUUUUUCUUCUGCUCUGUCUCUCUAUCGUUCACUCUAUCUCUCUAUCUUUCUGUUUGUCCAUCUAUUUUCCACUUCUUCUGUUUAUCGUUUUCUUCUUAUCUAUCAAAUCUAUCACUUUUUACUCUUUAUGUUUAUUUUUCUUUAUAUCUAUCUAUCUAUCUAUCUAUCUAUCUAUCUAUCUAUCUAUAUGCAUUUCUCUCUUCUUCUUCUUCUUCUUCUUCUUCUUAUCUAUCUAUCUAUCUAUCUAUUCUCCUUUUUCUUCAUUUUUCUAACUUUAUUUUUCUUCUCAUCCUACUUAUCUAUCUAUCUAUCUAUCUAUCUAUCUAUCUAUCUAUCUGUCGAAUGUCAUCCAUAUCUAUCUAUCUAUCUAUCUAUCUAUCUAUCUAUCUAUCUAUUCUCCUUUUUCUUCAUCUUUCUAACUUUAUUUUUCUUCUCAUCCUAUCUUAUCUAUCUAUCUAUCUAUCUAUCUAUCUAUCUAUCUAUCUAUCUAUCUAUCUAUCUAUCAUUUUUUUCUUCUUUCUAUCUAUCCAUUCUUUUCUUCCUCUUUAUCAAUCUAUUCGUUUUCUUCUUUCUUUCUAUCUAUACAUUCUUCUUCUCUUAA
Molecule: messenger RNA, 1902 nt
Organism: Acanthosepion pharaonis
Lineage: Eukaryota; Metazoa; Mollusca; Cephalopoda; Sepiida; Sepiidae
Source: the annotation of a GenBank genome assembly